AGGUCACAAAUUUCUUGGUGAACUGCUUGAGGAUGGUGAGGAUUAUCAUAAAGCUUUGGAGUCCUAUAAAAGGUUAUACUGUACAUCUAAAGCUCAUGUUACACAAGGCAAUUUUUGCUGCAACGUGCAAAGCAAUUUCUGAUACAAAGCCGUGUUAACUAAAAAGUAAUCUCGUAGAGAAACUGUGAGCAUGUCCUUCCUCUGACUUUACUUCCCUUCAUAUAACAUCUGUUAAAGAAUGAAAAAUGAAAGAAAUAUUGUCGGUAUAGAGUUGCAAGCGGUCACAUUUUCUCUGCUACUAUUUAGACUAGAGACUCUCUGCUAAUAUACCUUCGCCAGCGAAUUGAGUUAUGUAAUAGUAUCAUGCAUAAAUUAUACAAAGGGCUAAUUACGCAUUCAGUUUCCUCUGCCUGGCAAAUCAAGACAAACUUUUGCUAAUUUCUCAUCCAAUUUUUAUCCAAAUUUGACCAACAUUUAAUCAAUUUGUCCUUGGACAAUGUCCGUUACUCGCACAAAUUUCGUAUUAAUACGUGAAAUUAAGACAGAUAAACAGACAGACAGACAGAGAAGUUGAUAGAUAUAUACAAACAAACACGGAUGAAAACAUAACCUACAGUAGGUUAGAACUUAAUUGAACACGCUUUCGUUGGUAGGGAUACAACUACCUGAAAAUAUAUACAGAGAAUUUCGACGUUUCGAGCGAAGGCCCUUCGUCUGGAGUUACUCAGGCCUUCGCUCGAAAUGUCGAAAUUCUCCUUAUAUUUCAGGUAGUUGCAUCCCCACCAACGAAAGCUUGUUCAUUUUAUAUAUUGGCACUGCCUACACUUUUCCUUGCAGGAAAAAUUCCCUCGUGUAACAUCACUGUAACUGUUGUAUAGAUAAUAUUUCCAACAAGUCCAUGAAUCACUCUGAAAAAAUAUUACAAUGAUUCAUGGGAAUACUCCAACAGAACAUAAGGAUGUAAAGCCCCGUGGGAAUGCUCUGAAUAUUGAUAACAGGUUUCUGAUUGUGUCGAAAUUUGACGAACUGUAUGUUAAGGAUUUUUCAUUUGAAAUUUAGCAUAAACUUUAGGAAGUGUAUGGUUGUUUCACUAUUCCAGAGCUAUGUUACAAUAAAUAAAUAUACGUAAACAUUUGCACAUUGUAACAAUACUUGUCUUUUCAUUUAGAUCAUUUGCAAUAAACAAUGAUCAGAGUGAUGUUCUUCUUAAGAGUAAGUUGAGAUGACACAUUGUACAAUUUUUUUAUAUGUAGAUACUUUUGUAGAUAUUCAUAUACCGUUAAUUUAAUCUUACCUAUUGAAUGUAAACAUAAUAUGGACCUUGUAUAUCAUAGUCACCUAGUUUAUAUGUCUGUAAGAUUUGACGUAUUUCAACUCUUGUAGUUGCAAAGUCCUUAAUCUUUAAUAAAACACAUUCACAUUCCCAACAAUUUGAUAAUAAAGAAAUAUGGAAUGUUGCAAUUAAGGAGUGGUUGAAAAUGGGAAGAAUUCAUCUCUUGUGAAAAACGACACAUGAUCAUAAAGGAUUCAAAUUGAUAUUCCAGGACAAUUGCGAGGGAUACAACUAUACCUGAAAAAAGCAGCGGAAUUUCGAUGUUUCGAGCGAAGGCUCUUCGUUGGGAAGUAACCGCGUCGGUACGUAGAACCCUAUAAGUUCCCGAGCCUUCGUUCGAAAUGUUGAAGUUCCGCUUUUCAGGUAGUUGUAAAUAAUAUCUCUCAACACGCAGCUUUAUCGUCGCUCCCUACACACACCGUUCGAGUUGAUAAUAAUAAUUUCCCAUGUUUUCCAAACCAUAGUUAGAUCAUGGCAUUUGGAAAUACAAGAUCCCAAACGAAAACUCCACAUAUAGCGAUUAUUUCUUCCAGCUUGAUUUACCCAUUAAGUUGCACGAUGCCCCCAGUGUGCCCUACUUAAUUAUUUUACACUAUAACGCCAGACAAUUGUAUUCAUCAAAGGGAGAGCGCUGGCGUUAAGUGGCUUAACUAUAACUGUGUUGUAUUUAUUAACAGUUGUCAAACUUUACACUGAACUAAAGAUUGAUCCUGAAAUUGCCAAGGUAUUCAUACUAGCAGUAGUUCAUAUUUCUUCAUAACUAAAAUAUGAUAUUCAGAGUGCAUAAGUGUGAAACGACACAGCAUUUAAUUUCACUUGUUUUUAAAUAGCUGGCAGUAUAUUGCUUUAUGGUUGUAAAAUAAAAUAAUAAAUAAAAUAAAGUUUAUGAUUGUAAAUUAAAUAUGGCAGUAUAUUGCUUUAUGAUUGUAUGUAUCUUACUGUACUAAUCUUAUCUAGGACACUUGUACUAAACAUGUACUAAACAAAAUGUACUAAACAUUCACAAUCUCAAUAAAAAAUUUAGCCUGUUCAGUUUACAGUAGAUAUUGAAAAGAAUCAAAGAAUGUUUUUUAAAAAUGUUUCUUAAAGGUUAGACAGAUCAUUUAAAAUGAUUAGUAAGAAUGUCAAAUAAAUAUUUUACUGUAGGCCUGGGCGGACCACGCGAGUAAACGAAUACCUGGACACCCGGCGAUUUUUGACUUGCAAGUAUGUUUCUCAGUUUCUGUUUUGGACAUAUAUGAUAUUUAGCAUCCAAAUAAUGUUUUAUAUUUAUAUAUUUAUAUAUUAUUUCUAUAUUGUGUAUUUAUACUUUUGUGCUAUAAUAUAUUUUUAGGUUCAUUUAAUUGAGUUGAAGAGACCUUUUGAUUAUGAUGAGUUGAUCAACUUGAUUGCAGAGGAGUUGGUAAUGUGACUUGAUGGAGAAUUAUUGUUAAACGAUUUCUAGGCAAUAGUAAAAAUUACACAAAAUUAUUUCCUCUACAUGUGUUUAGACUCAGCGCCCACAUGAUGGUUGUGUACAUGCUAAAUUGGUUGAGACAUACAUGGAAAUGGGUAAUGACAACAUUUUGGUCACUACAUAUAAAAUAGAUAUAAUUUCAGUGUGUACAUAAGAUCAUUCUAGUUGCAAAAUUCUUUGAAUGAAGAUUAUUUUUAGUGAAAUUUUAGAUUUUAAUCUUAUUAUGCUGUAGACACAUUUGUGCAUGUCGGGGAAAGUUUGUUUAAGGUUACAGAACACCUUUGAGUGUUAAUUUUGCCUAAAAUUUUUUUAUUGGUUUCCAUGAAAGAAUUAGACUGGUCCUACUAUCUGACCAAGUUUGAACGAAAAAUGUUGAAAACUCGCAGAGUUAUUUAAUAAAAUACAUUUCGCUGUAAUAAGAAAAACAUUGAAAAUGUAAUAUUCAAAUUCAAUUUUCUCCCGAAGAAUUUUACGGUAAUUACUGAUUUUCAAACGAGUUGUUCUCCUGCGGGUUUUAACGAAUUGUUCUCAAAUUUUCACAGGACAUAGCUAAAGACGUCAGUUUCAAAAUUGUGUUCGGCUUUGUUCUAAUUUUGGAUAUUUUAAUAAUAAGGAGCAAUUCACUCAAACGAUUCAGAAAUAUAUUGCGGUCGUCAAAGAAAUCGCCAUAUCAGCGGAAUGACGAACUAAACAAAAAUUUCCGAACACAAUUCUUUAGAACAACUAUUCUACUGUAUAAAAAUGAUAUUUUCAUAAAUAUAUCUUAAAACCAGCAGGAACACAACUCAAAAGGGUAAAGGUACCGCGAUUUAAGAUUUUCCUGAAUAAUUCUUACGUUAUUUUAUUGUUUUUCAAUUUUUUUGCAUGCACUGGCUAACAUUUGGUGAAUUUGAUGACUGAUUUUGAGCGCGCAGUAGCGAUUUUCCGCAAAACGCCAAAAAGGGUGUCCUGUAACCUUAACUGCAGGAACUUCAUAAAGCAGAAGACGUUACAGGAACUUCAUAAAACAGAAGAAUCAAAAAUGAAAUUUUCAAAGCAUGACCAUCUUAGCAGGUCUAGCAAUAUCUUCAACAAGCCUGGAAAAAGAAAGUUCUCUUCCUGGCCGCAAAAUCGAAAAAUUUCCUGUAUAAGUCCAAUAUGAAACUUCCUGCAUAUGUGUAGAUUUCAGAGAACGUGUGGUGCGAAUGUGAUAAACUUCAAUCUCGGUACAAAUUCUUGCAAAUUUUUAAACAAUGAGUAGAUUAUAUCAGAUUACAUGGCAUUCUAGUAUAUAAAUAACAAAAAAUUCCCUGCAAGGGAAAGAAAAUUUCUUGUGAAGAUAUUUUGUUAAAAAGUUCCUGGCAGUGGUGCUGCAGGCGCUACCGGACACUUUCCAUCCAGCUCUGAUGUUCAAUAACCAAAGUAUGAACCGUGCGCAUGUUUUUGAUGUCUUUGAAUGACGAAUAUUUAUUCUGUUUUCAGACCAUGUUGACGAUGCUUACGAUCAUUGCGUAUCAGUGAACAAAACAAAAGCAUUUCACAAAAAUGUGUCAUGGUUUGUCUUGACUGUUGGUGUGUUAGAGGUGAUACAUUAUUUGUAUUUAAGACCGCGUUUAGAACAGUGAGCAGACUGAGCUCUCUCUCAAAAUAUAUAUCUGGAGUAAGAACUUGAGUCAUCCGGCCCAUGAGAAAAGUGAAGUCAUGCAAGAUGGCGGCCAUUCACGUAGUCUGAAGGUCGUAAACACUUUUCAUAUCAUUUUUCCCAGCUAAAUCCAUUUUUUUCUAAUGGACCGUAUCGCUAAACAAAUUAUCAGUUCAUAAAACCAUAGUGUUAUUCUUUAAAUCGAUAUCAAAAUACGAAAUUUCGGUACACUCCUUGCCAGCUUCGUGUCAACCGCGCAGACAAAAACAAUAGAAAGGGACUGGAACUGACAUCCAAUAACUCUUCAAUUUCCGCCAUCUUGGCUUCACUUUUUGCACUCGAGUUCUCGCUCCAGACAUAUAUAUAUUUAUAGAGCUCACUGGUUUACAAGAAAUGCACAAUGAUAUUCUCGUUGAAUUUUGAACGUUACUUAAUGUUUGUAAUGCAACCCGUGUUUGUCAUUUCUUUUCACCAUAUUCUUAUUUGGUCUAUUUAUUUAGCGAUAUCUGAAUUUGAGAGAGAGACAAGGUACUAACAAUGAAUAUAUGUACAUACAGUAUAAUUACGAUUAUUUCAACUACACAAACAAGCCCGCAAACCAGGCUCUCUACUUCCGCUUCCCCUCUCAAACACGCUGUAGUACCUGGAAGUAGAAAGCCUGGCAUGCGAGGUUGGUACACAACAAUUUCGAAUAAAGAUUUCAACUUUUGGCUUUGUUUUAGUCACCGAAUUCCCAUACUACUUUUAUUUUAAUCCGAAAACAUGAUCGAAUCAUCCCUGACAGACAAUAAUGUACAAGGAUGUACAAUCGUGUACUACAUCAAUGUAUAAUGAUGUACAUUGACGUUGAACGAUGUACAACAAAGUACAGUAGUAAGUGUACAACAAUGUACAACUUGAUGGAUUACAGAAUCAAAAAACCUGAAAAAUAUAACAAGACUUCGAUGUUUCCAGCGGUUAAUAGGGACCUUUAGCGAAUAGGUGACGGCAACGCGACGACGACGGCCAAAAUAAACUCGUUCGAAUAAGUAACUUUAAGAUCAACAUGUCUUGUACUCUCCGUUGUAUGAAUUUAUUGCAAUUUAAGAAGGUUAAGACAGAGGUUUAUAGUUGAGAAGACUUCUACUUAGCCAAUUUGGGGAGGACGGCUUCUCGCGGCUUGAAAGGCAGACGUUGUGUACAAAACGUGAAAAUCUUUGGUUUGCUGUUGUAAACAGCAAGGACGACGUCUAAAACUCCCAAGGGACCUUUAAUUAUGCAUUUUCUUUCUACACUGUCAUAAGUUUCAUUGUAUUAAUAUCCGUCGCCGUCCUGCUAGCUAAAGGUCCCUACUGACUCUCAGACGAAGGACCUUGGCUUGAAACAUGGACGUUCUUGUUAUAUAGUUUGAUCUUGUCAAGCCUGCACUGGAGCCCAACAUUCAACAUAUUGAUGAACGACCGAUUUUUAGCUCAGCUCGCAUAAAAAAUAAUAAACAACGACGUCAACGUCAAUGGAUCUCACGCCAUCCUGCAGUUUCUCUGCUUAAAACAUUAAUUGUACUUUCUAAUUAAACUGUGAAAAAUUAAAUCUUGUAGAUUUGCAAUUUAUUUCGCGGGCUUCAUAUAUACGGGAAGGUUCAACCAUCAACGUUGUAUUCUUGUUUUCAGUGAAAAACCAUUCUCCAAUGUCAAGACAAAGUAUUUUACAAGAGAUUUACAUUGCUCUACUGACUUCAUAUUGCAAUAUGGUUGAACUCAAUCUAACCCACUCUACUCUGAGGAAAUCCUCUACAUCACUGCUGAGGUACACUGUUCUUAGUUUUUUCCAUUAUAUCUUUUAGUACACAAACGGCACCUCCAAAACGGUACCUCCAAACACGAAUACUCUGCCGUUUAGUACAGAUUAAUUUAUGUUGUGAGAUAUUUGCGGGAAUGCGAGCCUGUAUGUCAGAUGUAUACGAUGUUCUUUCUGCAUGCUGUUGUACAGCUGAACUUAUAAUUUAUACGGAGACUCCAUUCAGUAGGCAUUUCUUUUUAAUGGACAUUUGAAACUUCAUGUAGUCCGUUAACAAGUGGUUCGACUUAAAUACUUUACAUGCACGCAGUCUUAAGUACAAUGUUGACGAUGUUGGUCGAAGAUUCUGAACAAAGUCGAACUUGAUCCAACAUCUUCCAUCAUCAGGCAGCCAACAUAGUGUUCAAACCAACCAACAUGUUGCAUCAACAGUGUCGGAUGAUCCCAUUACAUCAAAACGACAAAGAGAAUAAUUUAUUAGUCGCUGGGGCACUCUGUGCCUCCAGCGACUAUAGGUUUCGGCUUCAUCGCGGAUUGUUGGUCACAAAAUGACCUACGUCAUUUUUUUGUCAAACAUUACGUCAUUACUUUCAGUCGCUGGAUUCAAGAUGGCCGCUUACUUGGGAGCGUAUUUGGAAAUAAUUUCAUCGAUUUUGUGCAUAUUUUCUUCAUUUUUUCGAUGAAACUUAAUAGUUUUCCCAUCAGACAGACUUUAUAAACCGAAAGUCAUCUUAUAUGAGUAAACUUGGAAGGAAAUGACAUGUUUAUUUGGAUGUAAAUAGAAUCUGCUUAAUGGACAAGGGUUUAAUAGAGCUUCUUGCCUUGCUGGCAAAUGAUAUUUUAAAAGCUCCCAGGACAGCUGUUAUCUCACAAUAGGUAUUGUACAAUUCAAACACACAGAACAUAUUAAUUUGUAUAAUAGAUAAAUUUGGCAAAGUUAGUUACAUUGUUGCUAUGCAAUUCACAACUUUAAAUAUUCAUGUCUAGUUAGUGUUCUACAGUAGUUCACACAUAGAAUAGAACAGAGUUUACAGAGGUAACUAAGCAUUUGAUAAGCCUUAUACACUAUAAAAGUCAUUUAUUCAUUCAUUCAUGUAGCUAGAUAAUUCUAAUGCUUAGUUAUCUAAUUUGUUCUUCUCUAUGCUUCAGUACACUAGAACAAUGAUACUUAGGGACCGGUCAUUAUUUAUGGUGGGGGGUGGCACCGAAGAGAAAAGGGUUGGGUAAACAAAAUUUUGAGUGAGUAAAAGGUUGGGUAAAUGAAAAACGAAACAACUCAAUGGUUGGGUAAUAAAAAUUUAUUGUCAUUUCCAAAGCAUGACUCACUCAAAUAUUGAUGACUGAAAACUUCAGUGUCAACAGUCAUAUGUCAAUAUACAUUAAUAUGUGAAUCAAUCUAUAUCUUCAUCAUUUUCCGAUUUGUUGGGAGACAAAUGGUUUCUCCAAAGAAAGUAAAUGUGCAGACAACAUGAAACUUUAGACUGCAGAAAAGUCAGUAAAUUUCACAAGCCGAACGUUAUCAAAAUAUCAAACAUUCACAAGGCAAACGUUAUCAAACGUAUCACAGAAGUGGUAAAGGAUUUGUGUCAUGUGUGACAACUGAAUGACAUCCUUUUGUAACGUUUUUGGCCAGGGGUGGGUAUUUAUUUUUUAAAUGAUACUUGAGGUUGGGUAAUCAAAUUUUUGAUAUUUUACUGAAUGGUUGGGUCAGGAAAAUUUUUGCCACGAAAAACAUUUCUCUUCGGUGCCACCCCCCACCAAAAAUAAUGACCGGUCCCUUAGGCAUGUGACUUAUGCAAAGUUGUGAAUUGGAUAUAACCAAACUUAGACAAAUUUGUUUAUCGUCUAUAUAUAGUCGGGGGACUUGUAAUGAACUUUGUUUUAAUUUUUCCUUGAAUCCCAUUUUUGACAAAAACAAUUUCAUUAUAUGAACACAUAAACUUAACAAACAAAUAGCAGUCUCAAUCACAUGCAGCGUAAUAUGCAAUAGCCCCAGCGACUAACGCUCAAUAGAGCGUCUUGUUUAUUUUGUUUCUAUCCGUAUUAUUUCUCCGUUGUUUUCCACAAAAUGCCAUGUUCUUAAUGAGCAUUAUUAUGAUAUCCUUUACACGACUGACGAGGAAGACGUCAGGUAGACGAGACAAUCAUGCUUCGUGUUAGGGAUGUGCCGGAUACUGUUUUGCCCGAUACCAGAUGGUGCCAGAUAGCAGUCUGCCGGAUAAUAACCAGGUACUGAUGGUGGUACUUGGGCACUAGGUCACUCACCCGUUGUCAUAAAAUAUUCCAUUGUCUCUAUUUGUCUGUUUAGUAUAUGGCACAAGGAUCGUAAGACAAUAUACAGCAGAGAGCGGUUUGCAUCACAAAAAAACUGUAAUUUCGUUUUCAUGUCUCAGAUGUCCGGUAGAUUAGUUGUUUGGGUUUCUCAAUAUCUUAACGCAAAACAGACGGUUUUAAUAAGAGUUCCAGGACUAUUUGGUAAAUAAGCGGCGGAUUUUUACCAGAAAGUGCUGGAUGUCUAUAUGUUUUAGCGGAUAUCAGAUGCCAGUGUCUUGAUCCGACACAUCCCUACUUCAUAUAAUCAUCACUGCUGUCAUACUAACCAAUGAAUAUUGCGAUGAAAUGUGCACUCAACCGUAGGAGACUAUCUGAAUGUCAUUUUAUCUUUAGGCUCGAUCAACUACUGUACCAAGCUAUAAAUCUCGACAAUGGUUUAAAUAAUUCAACUGAUCUGAGCGAAGCCAGUGAAUGGGAUGUCGCAGUUACGGAAAUUAGAGCCCAACUAUAUAUGCUCAGUGGUCAUCUACUGCUUCGUCUGGCUAAGGAGGUUUGUUGUUCAACCUGCUGCAUUUUUUCUAAACCGAACAAUAAUUUAUGUAUACUACUUGGACGCACCAAUGUUUACCCAUCACUGUGUUUCUUCAAAUAUUUCAUAACGAGACUGUCUCUAAGCCGCAUUGUUUCAGUUCAACGUGUCAAUAGAUGGAAACGUUGUAAAAUGUUUAUUAGUUAAGCCUGUUGUCUGAUUUACUGAUCACUGUGUUGCUCAUGAAAACGACGUGUCUUUCACUUGCUGUUAUUUAGGGCUACUCAGCCUGGUCGCAAGCAUUAGAAAUGGCUACGGCAUGUUAUGUUACGUCAUAUCGUGUUUCUGAGCCGGAAAUGACGUCACCCUGGGUCGCGAAAGCAACGAGCGAGAGAAACCCCGUUAUGUGGUCCAUUAUGGCUGCCUCGCGUCUCAGCCAAACUGGUGAGGUUUGGAGUAAUUAUUAAUCUCGACGAAUCAACCUGGAAAUCUAUUGUUUUUGCUUUUGGUUGCUCUAUGAUCUCGAGAGUAAUAUAGUAUUAGGGUCAGGUUUUCGUGCACGCGCAGUCAACAACCGAGAAGUUAAUCACAUUAUUUAGUUGACAGAUAUCUACGAACUUACUGUUUGGUGGUUGAACAGCAACAACAACAACAACAACAACAACAACAACAACCACAGUAACACAGUUUUUUUCCGUGCUCUUUCAAAUGAAGCAAUGGGAUUUUUUGUUGCCAAUACCCUUUAAGCGUAUUGUCAGUUGUCUGUUAUUAGAUUAUUCAAUACUAAUAUUAACGUGAUUUAGAUGUAAUUAUUAAGGACUCGCCGUAAUUGGGGACACUGUGGCGAGUAUCUUGGCACUACAUUGUUAUAAUAUAAAUUUAGUAGUUGUCGAACAUUAUUAAAUCAAAUUAAAUCAAAUUAAAAUCAACAACAGCAACCGCAACAGCAACUACAAAAACAACAACAGCAACUACAAAAACAACAACAGCAACAAUGUGACAACAGUCCUUGCAAAUGAAACGUUUGUUACGGAGAAAUAACUUUGUAGUCUUUCCUUUCCAUUCUUUCGUAUGUUUCUACAUCUAUAAACGUUAUAUUUUCAGGUCAUUUAAUCCUUAGUACAUUGGAUCGUUAUGGUGAAGAAAAGAUCAACAGCAUUUUGUUAAACUUAUGUUCACCUCAGGUAUGUUUACUGUCACCAGGCUCGGGUUCUUUAUUACUUGAAGUGUACUUGUUUCAAUAGACCUUUUUAAAAAGUCUGCCUUGUGACGUAGUUUGCGAAUCAAUACGAUCUUUUGGCCAAUCAGGCAAGCCAAAUGGCUGUGCGGGGUUUUCCUUUAUCCACAAACUACGUCAUAAGGCAGACUUUUAAAAAAAAUCUAUUGUCACCGAUUUUCGACUGUUUUAUUUCGCUUAAAAACCAAUACGAGCCGACAAUUUCGAAGAGUAUAAGACAAAACAAAGAUUGGCAUCUGUCGGGAUUAUAGUGCCUUUAAAUUCCUUUGUGAUUACGUCUUGCAAUAGCAGCUUAUACAUUGAUGUUUGUGAUGUUACUCUGAGUGUAUAUCCACACCCGACAAGCUUGAAAAAUAUAACUGGCCACGGUGGGAAUCGAACCUACGACUUUUGGAAUACUAGCCCAAUGCUCUGCCAACUGAGCUACGCGAUCAGUUCGGUAUUCACCUGAGUACACAACACCAACACAGAACAAAUUAUAUAACUAGAUUAGGAACUAGACUCAGUUCCGAAAUAUUACAUACUCGAACCGAACUGACCGCGUAGCUCAGUUGGCAGAACAUUGGGCUAGUAUUCCAGAGGUCGUAGGUUCGAUUCCCACCGUGGCCAGGUAUAUUUUUCAAGCUUGUCCGGUGUGGAUAUACACUCAGGGUAACAUCACAAACAUAAUUUUCACCUGAGUACACAACACCAACACAGACAAAAUUAUGGUGGAUGUAUUGUAAAUUUAGUUAGUCUGAUGAUGACUUUAAUUAAAAUAAUAUCGAAAUAUCACAAACUCGUUCUCGUCUUAUUUCGACUCGUAUCUUGAGUUUCAAGAUGCUAAUCUUCGGAUUGUGUUUUGUCUUAUUUGACUUACUUCAAAACAUCUUUUAACAAGUGUUUUAGGAACUGUUUAUUACCACAUUAUGUUAAUAAUAGUUUAUAUAAUGUGUUUACAUUGUAGGGUCAGGAAGACAUUUUGACUACUUUGUAUGGACAUAAUAACGAUUUUUCCAAGGUAUGUCAGUUGAUAUAUUACAAGAACGCUUAGGAUUUCUAGGGUACAAGUAACAAUUUUCUUCUUUUCUAGUUGUUCUUAAGUGAAGACGAGUCGUUUUUAACACCUGAAUUUUUCAUGCCUGAACAACUUAUGAAAUACGAUGAAGGUAAUUCAUUUAUUAUUCGUUGCCUUUGAAUAUAUCAACUGUGGACACCCGUGUGCACGAGAUGAGCACGAGGUUAGGGUAGGACCACAGAAUAAAGACACACAGAAGGUUGACUCAGCCAGAAAAGUGUAACCGCUGCCACGCCAUUUUCAAUAAGCAUUCACUCCCUGGACUUUCGCCAUUUUCAAUAUUUUCAGGGGGUGAAUGUCUCUUAUAAACGCACUGGCUAGGACCAUGGCGUCAGCAUUGCAAUGGUUACGCCAGAAUCAUAGGCAAAACCAAGAAUAGUCUGUGGUAGGACGCUUUAUUUCAGGCGAGACUGCAUGGUUAGCUAUCUACAGAAACCGACUAUUCAAACUCUGACAUUUCAAAAUUUUUCCGGUAGUAUUCAAACUCUGACAUUUCAAUAUUUUUCCUGUAGUAUUCAUUGCUGAAAACCCAUUAAACCUUGAGCUGAUAGUUUGGAUUGGUCUUCAAUGGUAUCAACACGGUCAGGAGACUGAACCUGGAAGUACGUGAGCUUAUAUAAUUUUCAUCGAAUACAUUGCCAAUGAUUGAUUUAGUUAGAAAGAACACCAGAAACUGCGGAUUGAUAAGGGGGGAUUCAAGUACCUGAAAAAUACAAGUAAAACUUUGAAACGAGCUUUAGUUUGAUUAGAUUUCUAUUUUUGUUCUGCAAUGUGAUUGGUUAGUGUUAUCUAAGUGGCGUUAGUGGCCCCACUUACAGUAGACGCACUGUAAUCCGUUAAACCACCCUAACGUUGAUUGUGUGAUUGAAACCUUGAGACGUCACGUGAGCACAGACUGCUGUGGUUUCCACGACCGAUCAUCAUUUGUUGUAAUUUACUUUUGUGUAGUUGAAAUUUUGGUGAGUCAGUUGUUUGAAGGAUUGCGUAUGGACGUCCAUGAUAUUGCUCAAUGUGUUGCUGAUUUUGUUUGUCUCAGAGAUGUCGAGGUAAAAUAAACUAACAUGUUGAAAUUUCUUUGCGCACACGUGAUUUGAAUAUUUGUUGUACCCAGUUGACUCGAUACCUCGAUUGAUGGAACGUCUUCCCGGUUUUUUGAAAUAUACAAAUAUUCACCCACCCCCCUGGACGUUCACCAUUUUGAAUAUUACCAGGGGGACUGCCUCUCAUAAGCGCACUGACUAGGACUAUGGCGUCAUCAUUUUGAUGACGAAUUGCGGUUACGCCAAAAUCAUAGGAAAACGAAGAAGUCGAUCUUCUGUUUGUCUCUGUUCUGUGGUAGGGAGCUUCAGCAAGCGACUUUUUUGUCAACAUCGCCGAGGGGAUUAAAAAUUGUGUUUGCAAUUGUGUCAGUUUGUGGUAGUCUUCAACACAUAUGAGAGAACAUAAGUGUAGAAAACUUCAUGUUACUUUUAUAUAGUGUCUUGUGAGCACGAGUUCUAGUGAGCGUUUAUAUACGGUGAUGUGAGUUUAUAGUUUAUAUUUAAAUAAAGAACGUUAUCUAAAGUGAAUUAUGAGUCUUAAGGAAACGUAGUGGAUCGAGAGUGCUACGUUUUCGACAAUAAGAUUUUAAAAGUUUUUUGCUUUCUUACACGAACGCUCUGAUGCAAAAUGCCACGAAAAUGUGUUAAUAUUUCAAUUUUCGGGUGAGUUCUGUGUUGACAAAAACGUCGCUUGGUUUAGCUGACUGUGUGAGUACUGUCGUCAUCGACCGUUGAGUUGUCGUCCAGUAUAAAAAACACUUGUUGAGAUCUUUUGUGUGUUUAUUUGUACCUCGGGAGGCAAUCAAUGCGCUCAUUACAAGUCAUUAGUCACGUGCCAGUUCAUCGGCAACAUGUUACACUAGAAUUAAUGCCCCGAGCGAAUUGCAUACAUUAUUCGCUCUGAUAAACGUCGGAACUUUGUUACGAGCCAACAUGGUCACAUUGACCUCACUUGAAAACACUUCAAAAAAACAUUAAUAAUUCAUGAGGAAAACACAUUAAUAAUUCAUGAGGAAAACACAAAGAAAGAUCAUAAGCGUGUCGUAUCUUUAUAUGUGAUAGAGAUUUCCCUUGAUUUACAUCAACUUUAACUUUGAUUUUCUCGACUUACACAACGUAUUUUUUGAAAAUUACUUCGUCAACGAACUUACUACAUCGAUCGUUUUUGAAGCAAUUUAAAACAUUCGCAGUGCGUGUUUUAUCAGACCUAAAGAUACUCGGCUUCGCCUCGUAUCUUUAUAUCUGAUAAAACACUGCUGCUCAUGUUUUACAUACUACAUUGAAGUAGUGUAUUCAUGCUAAAUGCUUAUUCUACACUAGGCGUUUAUUUAUGCUGUGAUAAAAUGCAGCGCUCAUGGAAUAUUUGAAGAUCUUGAUGUGGUGUAUGAAUAUUAUCAACCCAAACUUCUUCCGUUAUGUCUGUGUCCAUCUCUCUGUAUUCCAACACAAACUGACUGGUGGAACGCUGUCUACACACUCUUUACUGGAACUGUAAGGUAAGACUCGUUCCCAGCAGCUUUAUUCUGCUACGCGGUUUUACAAUGACGGAAAUUUUAGCGAAUUGCACCGCAAAGUUAUAGGGUAAUAAACUAAUGAAAAGUUAUAGGAUAAUAAACAAGUUGAGGAAAUAUAUAUAUAUUUGUUAUGAAUAUCAUCUUAAUUAAUGGAUGAAAGUUCAUGAGAAGGGCAGAAGGCUGUUGUGUAUUGGAACAUAUUGCUUAGAUUUUUUACUAUAUUGUAAGAAAUCACCACACUCGUACACUUUUUAAUCCACAUACUGUAGUUGUUAAAUGAGUUGUAUUCAUAUAUAACUGGAGUGGUAUUUUCAGAAGUAGCUAAUACACUAGAUGAAAUCAAUUAUAACAACCGCAUAGAGGAUUUCGUCUUAAUAUCUGCUAGACUGCUAUCUGCCUGUCUUUGACCUUAAUAUCAGGCUGCUGGAGUGCCGCCUGUACUGGUAUAUUGGUAACUUGUGUUACUUGCAUGUUGCAAACAUCACUAGUUCACUACCUACAGCUUAUUAUUCAAUUAUGUCUUUUUUUCUCAUUUUCUUCCUUUCUGUUUUUCCUUUCUUUCUCUUUACUUUUUUUUCUUUUGAGACUUUUAAGUUUUACCCUCCAUUUUUUUCUGCCAACCUCAAAAAUUUUCUGGGACCAAUGGUUCCGCGGUCCGCUAUAUUAUGCAGCCCUGCCGUUUGGCCCAUUUUGCAAUCACAGUAUAGCUUUGUAGCUAGGCGAUACGAAAUUACUCAACUUCUAUCAACAGCAAAUUUUAGAAGUUUGAAAUAAUCAUUAUUCAGCCUUCGUACAACCCGCCCCUGAAGAACGCGAGUUAACCUAUACAUUGAUCCUGAUGAAUGUCGCGUACUAUGAUGUCAAUGUGAAAUGUUCUGGUAUUUUUACUUGUGUUUUUAGUGUUUCAUCUUCUGGAAGAGUCAAGAUGACAGUUCAACGUGGAUUAGAACAAAUACGUACGUUAAAGAACCAAGGAAUGCAUCCAAAACUUGUCAUUCAUUUAGCUACGAAUUUUGGUCAAAAGGUAGAAUGCAUGAUUUUGUCAUUUUUUCCCUGUUGCAAGGCAAUUGGCAAAAAGCUGUUAAUUUCAACGAACAUUUAUUUAAAAAUGUUUUACGAAGAGUUUCAUCUUGAAUUUUACAUUAAAAUGCAAAAGAAUACAAAAUAACGUACAGUGCAUGGUUUCAAAAUAAGCCGUCGCCCGUCGCAUCCGACUGCAACUCUUCCAUUUGCGACGGCUACUUUCUCUUUUGUAAGUAACUAUAAAUUCUAAUUAAGUGUUUACAAAAUGUUUUGUGAGCAAACAAGCGUUAUUUCCCCUGGAAUUUCGUCGAAACAUAGCCACAGUCACAGCUUACUGGAUUAGAAGCUUUGAUACGUACGCGUUUCUUGCGUGUUGAGGACAGGCUCAGAGGUUUUCUUGGUAGCGGUUUCUAACAGGUUGUACUUUAUGUAUAAGAUGUCACACUCGUCUCCAAGAACAAAACAAAAUGGCGGAAAAACGACAAAGAAAGCCAGCGGAGAUGUAGUCGCUAUUGUUAUUGGACGUUGUUGUUAUAGGCAUUAAUUAUAAGAACAUAAAUUUAACAGUGUUUUAGACAUUUAAAAUAUGAUUUUUUGUGUCUCAAAAACAAAUGCUGGAAAAUGCAUCUUCUAGAUUCUAGAAGUUCAAAAUUUUCUGGAAGCAAAUUCAAGCAAUAUCAGGGAAUUUUCCAUACAUAUGUGAUUUUUAUAAAAUAAGAAUACUAAACUCUUUCAGAUCAGUUCACAAUAUAUUUAUAACUUAUAUAGCCAAGUAUUCAAUCUAUUUCUGGUUGGAUUAAACAAAUGACGGGUAAUAAUAGAUUAAUUAAGAGUCGUUUAUUAAGAAACUUUUUUACAGCAACUAGUGAAGUUGAUUGCAUUUCCAGGGGCUCUGGGAGAUCUCAGAUUUCAAAAUUUCCCGGGGGAGCAUGCCCCAGGACCCCCCUAACAAACUCACGCCUUCGGCGUUCGCUAUAGCCCCCCUAAUCCAAAAAUGGCUCUGUGGUCCCUGAGCAUGCCGUCAGAUCCCCCAAGUUGCGAAGUUCGGCUUUCGGUUGCAACUCCUACUCUUCCCAACGCAACGUCUACUAUGAAAAGUUUUGAAACCACUGACGUACCUAUAGCUCCUAUACAUAUUUUAGAAAUUGAUAGUCCUAUAGUUAAAAUUUCAUUUAUUUUUGCCGUUUUGUGCAAAAAAUUAAAAAAUAAUCCUGACGCGACUUUAGUAACAGGACGCGAGCCCGCGUUCAAUGUUGGCUUAAUUAUAGGAAUACUUCAUGUUGAAUCAAUGUUGGCUUAAUUAUAGCUAGGAAUACUUCAUGUUGAAUCAAUGUUGGCUUAAUUAUAGGAAUACUUCAUGUUGAAUCAAUGUUGGCUUAACUAGGAAUACUUCAUGUUGAAUCAAUGUUUGGAAAAUAAAAGCGAGGGGUUGUUGCAUGCAUGUAUUUCUAGUAGGUUAAAACGCACAGACUUAGGGAUCUGUUAUUUCUAGCGCUGUUUGAACUGUACUUAGAAACAGAACUCUAAAUAACGAUGGGAAAUUGAGGGUUGUGAAUGAACGCUCCAGAAUGUAUUAGAGGUUCAGUUGCACAACUAGUGGUACAGUCGGAGUUAAACAGUGAAAGAGGAGUGAUUGGCUCGUGCAUAACUCCCCUGUUUUUGCAAGCACAAUGUUAGCGCAGGCCAUUUCAUUGGUCAUGAUCAUGAUGUUUUGGUGAAAAAGGUGUAAUAUGACCUUUUAUCAAGUUAUAUUGUUUUUAGUAACUCGUAUUUGUUUAACCUCUUUUAUUUUUUGUCGGCCGGUUUAACAUAGUUUUAGUUAAUAUGGUAAAUAUUUUGUUUAGUCUCUUCUCCUAAAAGAUGCUGCUGGUUAUUCACAAUGGUAUUAUUCUACCCACUGGAAGGUAACUGCGCUGUUAAGAAACGAUCGAAUCUAAUUUACACAGUUGCUUUAUUUAAUGGUCAGGAUAAUGAAAUACCUUUGUGAUUUGUUUCAUAAUUUACCGUAUCUUAAUAUAAUGUAGAGUUGCUUUUGAGGGCCACUGGUUUAUCUGUUUUUACUGUUAUGUGGUUUGUACACCCUCUGGAAAUAAAGUUGACAAUAAUAAUAAUAAUUUUCUCUGACAAUUUGUUAGUUUAUAAAGUGUCUUGCCCACUGCUUGUUGCUCUGAACUAUUUAUUUUCUUACUGAUAGAGUUUUCAGUUACGAAGUCUGCAUUACUGGAAUGUUGCUUUGAGUUUAUUCGAAGACAUGAAGAGGUAUGCUGCUUUACAAUUACUUUGUGUGCUUUUAAAUUUCUGUAUGUUUCUAGGAAGCUUGUAUAUCUUGGUUGCCUGCUUAACAUUUUUAUUAAAUUCUAUUUUAGAAACAAAAACCCAGGCUGUCCAAAAGAUCCGCUGUUUCCCCAUAACCUAAAUCAUUUAGAGGUAUUUGUCUGUUUGAUAUGUUAUACGCUUAUUUAUUGAUACCAUUUCAAAAGUAAAUGUUUUGUGUCUUUAAAUUUAGAGUGUUCAAAAUAUUGUUACUAGUGGUAACUUACUAAUUGGAUGUUUACAUGACAUAUUUCUUGGAAUUCUAGGAUCACGAUAUUCACAGAUAUUUCCGUGAAGCGUGUAUGACUCUUGGCGAGGCAGCUGUAGAGAGAGGAGAUCUUGAACAUGCAUUGAAUCUUUUCAGUCGUGUUGAAUCGUCACAUGCUGCCUGGAAUGAAGCUCAGGUAAUGCCAGUUUAAAAAAUAGAAAACAUUUUCCGUGUUUCUAUACAGUUAUACAGUAUACAAUUACAGUAUAGAAACACGCGUGGGAGUUUGGGAGAACGAGAAAUAAUCAGUGGGAAAGCGAGCCCGAAGGCUGUGGGAUAAUAUAACUUCUAUAGAUUUGUGUACAAAUUCACAUUACCUCAGCAUGAAGUCCACUCGAUCGGUUGUCCGGCCUUUGCUAUAAAAUAGUCAAUAUAAAUUAGUUCUCCUUUAUUUAAACUCAGAAUUCGCUUUUUGUUUUGUGGUUCCUUAAUUUGCUUGUCAGAACCAAUAUUAUUACACAUUGUUUUUAUUACAGCGCGUGUUAAAGUUGUUUUGUUUACGUUUAAAAUCAAAGCUACGAGACGAAAAAUUUCCCUCCCGUCCAGCUGUACUGUAGCAACAAGUUUCUCGACCAGGACGCUUCUAUAGUAUAAAGCCCUGUUCUCGACCAAUCAACGCAUAUUGUUAUAUUAUAAUAUAGAUUACUCAAUUGAACAGGCCUAGAAAAAUAUUACCCUGCCAACAAAAUCCAAAACAGAAAUUUCCUGUGUAAACCAAAGUAUAUAACGUCGUAUAUUUAGGUAGAUUUUUCAGACAGAAAACGAACGGUGCCACACAUGGUGGUAAACGUCAAUUUCGACACAUGACAUUUUUUCUAACGGGCCGUAUCGCUAAUCAACUUAUCAGUUCAUUAAACCAUUGUGUUAGUCUUUAAAUCGAAGUCAAAAUACGAAAUUUCGGCACACUCCUUGCAGACCGCGCAGACAAAAACAAUAGAAAGGGACUGAAACUGACGUCCAACAUCUCCAUCUUUGACUUCAUUUUUGGACUCGAGUUCUCACUCCAGAUAUUCAUAUGGAGCUCACGAAUUUGAAAUUUGCGUUUUCUUGUCUAGAUUUUCAAACAUUUAGCAGGACUGGAGUCGCGUAAUGCUGACGUAGAUGAUCGUGCAUAUGAAUCGUACAUACAGUACUUGAAUGAAACCAAGGAUAGACUGUUGUUAUGUCUUGAUAGACUCGAGUAUGACAAGGUAUACUUUCAGUAAUUAAAAUCUGGAAUCCAGUGUAGGUAGUUUAUCAUGCAUUAAGUAGUCUUGGUGGUGUCCCAGCAACCUGAGAAUGGAGGGUUACUUGUCUUCGACAGGUCUCGAUCGUUAAAAGCAGGGACCUAGGUGGGCAGGGCGAGCCAUUUCCCCCACACUUUUUCGAUGCCAUUUUUAAAAAAUAAACUGACUAUGAUAGUCUCCCCCCACUUCCAAACACACAGCACGGUAACCAGAAAGAUACGCUUUAGUGUGUGUAGACCAAUGAGCGUUGUACUGUACGCCUUAUUAUAAGUAUUGUGCUAAAUUAUAGUAACAGUGUAUCAGUGUUGGGCUUUUCAAGUGGUUUCUUAGAAUUGUAAAAGGUACGCACUCCCCCAGCGCCCUACUCCUAGAUUCGUCUAUGAUGUUAUUUCGUCUAGUCGAUCCAUGUGAUAAAUGAGCUUAGGGUCUUGUCAAGCUUCAUGCUAUACCGUCUCUAUUCUCAACCAGCUCUUGUUGUGGCCAACCUCGUACCCAGGCUUCUUUCUUGUGGUCACCACCCUUGCCAUUUAAGCUGGAGAUGGGAGAUCCGGGUUCAAUCCUUGGUCGGACCUCUACUCAAGGUCUUAAAAUAAUUGAGGAGAACGAGCUACCUUUACAUUCACAUCAGUAAAUGGUUAGACUUUCGCAUCUUCUCCGAUAAGGACGUUAAAAUCGUAGGUACUUCAGAUCCCUUAUCAAUUGGGCAAGUCGAAGUUCUCCUUGUAUUUUUCAGGUAGUUGCAUCCAUAUCAGCCGACGUUUCGUUACACCAAUAAGUGAGAAACUCAAUAAACAAAUAAACUCUAAUUACCAGGUUGUUCGUGAUGCCGUUGAAGAAGAGCUUGCUGCGAUAGAAUCUUUAAUGAACGAGAGAAAAUCUUUCUACCAUGUUGACCCGAGUAAGUUCAACUUACAGUGUAUGCUGUUUGAUUCAGUAAUGCGCAUUCUUUCUUAAUUCGUAUGAAUCACUAAUACACUUCUUAAUUUGUAUACCACAUUAUAAAAUACCAUCUUGAAAAUUAGCAGUGAAAAAAUGGGGUAAUCAAACUGUCCAAAAUACAAAUCAAUAGAAAAUUGGAAAUAAUGCAAAUUAUUUGUUCUACUCCAAAAAAUACACUGUAAUGCAUAAAUUUACUCGGUUUCCAACUUCAAGACAACCAUUAAAAUCUAAAGUGACUCGCUACAUCGUGUUUGGCGCAUAAUGUCAAACAUAAUUGAGACGAUUAGUUGGCAGGUACUGUAUGGUUGCUUCAAGGUAACAUUAUUUAUGUGGGAAAUUUCUACUUAAGAUAUUUUUAUUAUUUAAAUAAAGUUGAAAGCGACAUUUACUGGAUGCUUAUUUUGUAUUGAAUCCCUUCUUUUCAGGGAAGAGUAUUGAUUUUCAUCAACUUGAUUUUGACGCACUAAAAAGUCCUGUUUGCUCAGAUAUUACGGAGUCAGGAGAAACAAUGCCUUUAAAGGUAGGGUGUAUAUUGUCUUUUGGAGAGCUUAUAAGGGUAUCAAAACUUACAGUAUACUAAGCCAAAACACUUUGUUGACAGUUUCAAUGUUAAUAGGCCCACGGCUACAUCACAUCCGUUUCAUUUUGUGUUAUACACUGCACAUAUACCUGCAUACAGCGACCAUGCCUUUACUAACAAACAAAUUGCGUGUAUAUGGUCCAAAGACUUUUAUUUAAAUACAAUUUUCUUUUUUGUGGAAACAUCUCAGAUGAAAAGGAUUUUCACCCUGAAUUUAAUUGUUAAUCAAUGAAAGAAACGUAAUUACGUGUGCUUCAUGUAAUAUACUUCAACAGACGCUUCCCCAGUUUGUUCGCUGGCAUUGAAAACUACUAAUUUUCAUUGGAUUGCAUUGCCCACCUCGAUUUCAAGCUAUUGUUGUGCACCGCUGGAUUGAAACAUCAAACUCGAAAUAUUUGGUUCAAACUAAUUAUUGCCGUCCUACAGCCCAGGUUUAAAACCAUUAUGCUCCUCUCAAUUCAGGAAAAUGAUACACGAGAACUGCUGGCGACUGUAAGUGAAGUGACUUUGGAUAAUGGCUUCCUUCGUGAACAGGUUUCCAUUCGGGAUGAACAAGUACUGAGACUAUCUAGACAAGUACAAGAGUUGCAGGUUAGUUCACGUGAAGGUGCAGAGUGUUGUUUAUCCAACUAAUUAAGAAAGCGAUGGUAUUGAUAAAUUGAUGGGGUAUAACUGGCACCCAGGAGUAAACGUUCACAGCUAGUACCAAAGCUCGAUUUAACAGUCGGAUAUCGAAGACAAGAGAGGUUCCACUACCGCUACCUCUCACAGGCUUUAUACCGCGUACUUGAUUGGUUAAUCGGGUAAAUUAAAGGCGUCUGAUUUGUUAAUGGUACCGGUAGUGAAAGUAAAAAAUGAUAUAGAGGUUUGACUUCCACCACUGCUACAGUUAAGCGACCAUUAACCAAUCAGAUGCGUUUGAUAUAUCCGAUUAACCAAUCAGAUGCGUUUGAUAUAUCCGAUUAACCAAUCAAAUGCGUUUGAUAUAUCCGAUCAACCAAUCAGUCAAAUCUGAACCUCUCUAAUAUGAACCUCUGGAUACUGGUUUACAAAAAUAUUCAUAAAUGAAACGACUUACAAUGGCAAAGACAUAUUUUUAUCGAGUUAAUCUCUAAAUUUCUAGUUAUUAGUUUGAUUUUAUAUAUUAUGACGUCGUUUUGCAUGUGUUUUUCUCGAUGUGCAUGCAUCGCCCAGGUUAGGUUUUUCUAAUUUUGUCAAAUUGAAAAUGAAAAAUAUCGGACAGAAACAACAUUUUAACAUGUGAAGUUAACAGUAUUUUAAAAGAGAGACAUGUUAACAAAAGUGUUAAUAAAGUUAACCAUUUAAAUAACGUUUAAAUAAAGUGAACGUUUUAAUAAAGUUGACCGUUGUUUCACUGUAGCCGUUAUUUUAUAAAACAAUUAUGCGACUCGUGUUGUUUUACGCUUUCCGAUAGUCUCGCAAUAUCCUGCGUGCAUGGAUGACGCGGAAAACCAUUUGGUAUUCCUUUAGUCGCACAUUUUGUCCCGUUAAUUUGACAAAAUGCCAGACGGAUUAACAAAACUGUCGGAUAUUUUGUCUGAUCAACUUGAAAGACGUUUUAGCGAGCCUCGUACUACAUAUUAUUAUGCUGUACAUACAGUAAAAGAUAAGGCACAAGUCUAAUUUUUCUGUUUACUUUUCAGGGUAAACUUGCAAGAUACAAAGAAGUCGGAGACACGAGUUCAGUAUCAUUUUCUUGCCCUUCUGAAAGAACACCAAGUCCACUUGAUGAAUCACCCGCAGUUCAUCUUGAGACGGGAGAGAAGUUUACUCGUCAAGGGACAUUUAUAAAUAACAUCGUAGUUCCUACAGAUAGAUAUAAUGAUCCUUCGUUUUUCUCGGGUCUUAGUAACAGCAAUACUCCGGAUAGAAUCCAGACUGUCCUGGACGGAGAGCAGGAGGAUGAGAGUGAGGAAGAAACGGAUGGUGAAGAUAUAUAUUUUGAACCAGUUGUACAACUACCAAGUCAAGUUGAAUUCAGAUCUGGUGAGGAGGAUGAAACGGUUAUCUUUGAAGAAAGAGCAAAACUAUUUCGUUUCCAAGAUGGGGAAUGGAAGGAACGAGGUUUAGGAAAUCUCAAAUUGUUAUGGAACAACACUACUGGUCAAGCAAGGAUCCUCAUGCGGCGUGAAAAAGUUCUAAAGAUUUGUGCCAAUCAUUUUCUUACUCAAGACAUGACAUUGAAAGCUGGUAAAGGUUCAGAUAGAUCUUGGGUUUGGACCACCCUGGCAGAUAUAUCUGACGAUGAAACUAAACCUGAGCAGUUUGCAGCCAAAUUUCAAACAAAAGAAAUUGCAGAGAAAUUUAAAGCAACAUUUGAAGAACUACAACAAAAGAAAGCAUCCUUUGUGCCAGAGUCACCAGCAGUCUCUCCAUUUGCAGCUAAUCCUCUGGCGACAAAACCCACUCCAGAUCACAUGCAGGUGCCAAUGUUAUCUUCAAACCUGCCAUAUUUAUCUUCUACUCCAAAUAAACCAGCUGGGGCAGUGAUGUUUACGAAGUCUGGUUUGCAACCGUUUGCAGAUAGUGGGCAAUCAACAACGUCUUCGGCGGAAACACCUUUUCCUUCUGCCACCAUAGCUGGGACAAGCCCGAAGAGUAGUGGUGUAGCUGAUGCGGCAAAUUUCUGGAAUCAACCUCACAUGUUUCCUGCAAGUCCUAACAUGCCUUAUUUUCAGUCGUACAAAGAUAACAGUAAAGAACCACUUCCUUUUCAAGCACCUCAUCUUGGCUCUGAGCAACCAUUAGCUUCAGCUGCUUUUCAAUCUAACGGUUUAUCCUCGUCCUUACAUCCACAAAACGCAUUUUCUUUCUCCUUUGGAAACAAGCCAGAGGCUUCGGUUUCUCUUGGAAAUGAACAGAUUUCAUCUACUCCGAAUGCGGUCUCUAAGAAUGAAGAUGAAAACGGAUCUACGAAUGGGGUUAUCUUUCGUGGCACUUCGGAGAAAAGCAGUUUAUCUUUCCAGGAUUUGGUGUCAAACAAUGCGUUUACAUCGCCUGGCACAAGCGGAACGGGUUUUACUGGUUUUGGAAAACCGAUCUUCUCAGUCCCAGACAACGAAAGAGAGGAAGAAAAUGAUAUUGAAAACGAGGCAAAUAUUGAUUUUAAACCAAUCGUAUCACUUCCGCUUGUAAAGAAUCAAACCACUGGUGAGGAAGGCGAGCUGACCAGGUUCAGUGAAAGAGCUAAACUAUUCAGAUUUGAUCCAGCGAGCAAAGAAUGGAAGGAACGAGGUUUGGGUGAAAUCAAACUGUUGUACGAUCCUUCUUCUGGCAGAUCUCGCGUGGUCAUGAGGCGAGAACAAGUACACAAACUUUGUGCUAAUCAUUUUGUACACCCAAGUAUGAAGUUAAAAGCAAAUACGACAUCUAACCGUUCAUGGUUAUGGUAUACACAUGCUGAUGUGUCAGAUGGCGAACCUAAAGCUGAACAACUGGCUGUCAAGUUUAAACUAGAAAAAACUGCGUCUGAAUUUAAGAAAGUGUUUGAAGAACUUCAGUCUAUAUCUCCUACAUCUAAAGCUAGUGACCCGGAUGCUGAUCAAGACACGUCUACUACCAUGUCUGUAGCACCGAGCUCUCAAUCCACUGGACCACAAUUUAAUAACGAUCUUAAGCUUCAGUUCCAACCUCCCGCUGGUUCCUGGCCAUGUGACACAUGUUUGGUUCAAAAUUCUCCACAGACUACGCAAUGUGUUGCAUGUCAAACACCUAAACCUGGCUUCUCAAAACAAACUCGACAACCUACGUUUUCGUUUGUCCCACCUUCGAGUUUCUCCUUCGGAUCACCAGCAUCAGGAGGUAAAGCAACGACCACCUCACAGGCAAACGAUAGUGAAAAGCCUGCUUUCAAUUCAGGAUUUACGUUUGGUUCACCAAAUUUCUCCUUUGGAUUACAAGCACCAAAAGAUAAAGCUCCAGAGAGCGACACUUCACAGUCUAGUCCUAAUUCGGGAUUUUUGUUUGGGAGUGGCAAAACUUUGCUCAAUGAAUCAACCUUUGGUGAACAGAAAGCUUACAAACCUCCAUUUGCAUUUCCAAAAUCAGACAACGAUGCUAGUCAAAGAAGCACUUCAAAUGCACUACCUUUCCAGAUUCCUCCAACAUCUCAAGAUACAAACAAUGAAAAUAAUAAAUUUGGUCCCACAGUUACCCCCGUCAAAGAGACGUCUUUGAAAGACUUGCUUACUCAACCUAGUUUACCCGGAAACGAUCUAAAGUUAGCAUUUCAACCUGCUGAAGGAUCAUGGGAAUGUGACACGUGUCUAGUUCGAAAUACGCCUGAAUCGAAUGUUUGUGUAGCAUGUCAGACUACCAGAUCUGGAACACAACCUACAGUCACCAAUCCUGGGUUUAAUUUCAACACUGGUACGACUUCUGGCUUUAGUUUUGGUGCUGGUGAUACAAGCAAAGCUCCUAGUGCAGGAACUGGUUUUAAUUUUGGUUCGGGUGAUGGUAGUAAAGAUUCAGUCAAAGAAACUGGUUUUAGCUUUGGUGGUAGUGAUGUAACUAAAGCUCCAGCAGUUACCAACAAUCUUAAGUUAGCAUUUCAACCUGCUGAAGGAUCAUGGGAAUGUGACACAUGUUUGGUUCGUAAUGUUCCAGAGUCGAGUGCUUGUGUCGCAUGUCAGAGUCCUAAAUCUGGAACACAACCUGCAGUUAGCCAUACUGCGCCUAACACUGAUACACCAUUUGGCUUUAGUUUUUGUCCUCGGGAGCCAACGGAAGGAAGUGGCUUUAGUUUUGGCCCUAGUGAUACAAGUAAACUUUCAAGUGCAGGAACUGGCUUUACUUUUGCUCCUGCAGAUAAAACCGAAGAUCAGAAUAGUGGAACUGGCUUCACUUUUGGCCCAAAUAAAGAUCAAAGUAGUGGAACUGGUUUCACUUUUGGUCCUAAAGAUGGAAAUUUAGGUAAAGGACCUAACUUUAGUUUUAAUCCCAGUGGUGCAAACAAAGAUUCAACUAAAGAAACUGGUUUCAGUUUUGGCCCUAGCGAUGCAAGCAAAGACUCGAACAAAACGACCUUUGAUCCCAACACAACAAAUAAAGAUUCGGACAAAGAGCCACCAAGCUUAUCUACUGAUUCAGCAAAUAUUGGACAACGUAGAACUACCUCUUUUGAUGACGGUGAUACCGACAGUGAAGAAACGACGGAGUCGGAUUCUGAUUCUGAAGCGUCUGAAGAAUACUCCAUCAAUUCUCAUGAAGCAAGCAGAGAAGAUAGCUUUCUAAAAUUACCUACACCAGGAUCAACUAGUCUGUCUGAAAAGGACCUACAGUUGAUUUUAAAACAUCCAGUGGGUUCAUGGGAGUGUGAAACAUGUCUGAUACAAAAUACUGCAGACGUAGUGAGAUGUGUGGCGUGUGAAGCGUCAAAGCCUAGCGCCGGCUUAUCCGGAGAUUCUUCAUCUGGAAAAGAAGCGGACAGUACUGGUUCUACAUUUCAAGACAACUCAUCUUACCCAGGUAAUGAUGAUCUGAAACAGAAGUUUCAAGCACCUGAAGGUUCGUGGGACUGUGACGUUUGUAUGGUAAGAAAUAAUAAACAAAGCCAUAGCUGUGCGGCUUGCCAGACUCCUAAACCUGGCCAAACAAAACAAUCUCUUGAUUCUAACAUAUUUGGUCAAUCAUUUCCUAAUCGGGGAGGGUUUAGUCAUUCAGCUACAACAGAAUCUACACCGAGUGCAGGGUUCACAUUUGGAAAGCCGUUAAGUGGAGGGUUUAUGUUUGAAAAUGAUCCAAAAGACAGCCAGGCAUUUGGAUUUAACUUUAGUGCCCCAACAAACGAGAAAGCCGGUAGCUCAGGAUUUAAUUUCGGUUCUACACCACAAACCGAAGAGACUGGAAAAUCUGGCCCCAUAUUUGGCGAUUCAAAGGGAGAAAGUAGCAAACCUGUCUUCAGCUUUGGCGACUUGGGCAAUGCCAAUAAAGGAUUCACCUUUGGAUCUAUAGCAAGUGACCAAUCUGGGUUUAACUUCGGUGAUGUCCAAACAAAUCAGCCUGGGUUUCACUUUAGUAACAGUGGUGACGAUACUAGCGGAGACGGCGUGCAUUUAGAAACAAAAAAACCAAUAGACAAGUCCAUUGUGACCAAGAAAGGAGAAGUUGAUUCCAAGGACCUUCCUAAACUUGGAGAUGCCGCAAAUCUUUUAUCCCAAGGAGCUUUUACUUUUCAUUUGGAUAUUCCCAAAGAACCAACAAUGACAUCAGCAAGUAAUAAAGAUCUGAACAAGGACAACCCCGAGGCAGAGGAUGAAGGUGUUGCAUUCAAACCAAUUGUUUCGUUGCCGAGUCGAGUAGAUGUAAAGACUGGAGAAGAAGGUGAGACAACAUUAUUCAGCAGUCAUGCUAAACUAUACCGCUUUACUCAGAGUACUUGGAAAGAACGAGGUGUAGGAGAGAUGAAAAUCUUGUAUGAUCCAACUGGGAAACGCGGUCGUAUAAUCAUGAGACGUGAUCAAGUCCAUAUCUUAUGUGCUAAUCAUUUUAUAUCUAAAGAUAUGAAACUCCAACCGCAAGGUUCAUCUAAUAAAUCUUGGCUGUGGCAUGUCCAGGGUGAUUUUGCUGACAACGAGGCGAAGGAACAGUUAUUUGCUGUUAAAUUUGGAGAUAAGGACACUGCCUUAGCUUUUAAGCGCGCUUUUGAGGAAUGUUUAGAUAAUAAAGUGAGAUUACUGAACGAGGGUGUUUUGGACGACGAAGUGAUUGUGGUUUAUGAAGUUUCUGUGACAGAAGAACAACGUGCUCGAGCUGCAAAGUUCCUGUUACCUCCAAACUUUUACGCUUACGAAAACCAGAAUGAAGACGUUCCUGGGGAAAAGCAAGAUAUCCAGGAAACGUAAGACACAAUUAUCUUUUGCAUAACUUUCUUUAUUAAGGUAUGUUUACAAACUGCGACUUGUCGGGACGUUUAUUUUUCAUCCACAUCGGCAAGACAAAUCGCCGUGUUGAAACGUACCAAUAAGUGUUUGCUCCCAAUCCGAAAUUGUAAUAUUACAGGAAAAAUAGGGAAUGAAUUGUUCAUUACUAGUCCAAGGAGACGAUACUUCAUAUUAUUUUAGAUAAUUUUGAUAUGCAAUGACAAACUAGGAAAUUUGUAUAAUUUCAUGUAAAAUGAACAGAGAAUAUGUGAACGAACACUUGUGUUAAAAAGAAGUCUUUCUUAGUUGGAAUGUUUGUGAUUUAUAGAUGUUGUAUUUAAUAAUUUGUUUGUAAUUAAUUUAUAGAUUAUCAGUUGUCCCUGCCAAACCUGCACCGCAAUCCUUUGUCUUUGGCUCGGCUGGCAUUACAUCUCUCUCUUUCAACGCUCUUGCCAGUAGCCUGGGCUCGAGCCCUGCAUUUAGUAAGUCAUCUCCAAAUAAGGACUUUACCGGGGCUGGUUCACAGUUGUUUGUUCAAGACAAUAAUCAAGAGGACGACGAUCCAGAACGUGAGGUCAGCGGUAUUGAUUUCAAACCAAUUGUCCAACUUGAGAAGAUUGAACAGUCGAGUGGUGAAGAGAAUGAAAUCAACAUUUACACACAACGUACGAAAUUAUAUCGUUAUGAUAAAGAUACUGCUCAAUGGAAAGAACGAGGUGUGGGGAAUUUAAAACUUCUCAAACAUAAAAUAACUGGACAAGUUCGAGUGUUAAUGAGACGAGAUCAAAUUUUCAAAGUUUGUGCUAAUCAUUUCUUGACUGCUGAUAUGGAACUUAAAGCAAACGCAGGUUCAGAUCGUUCAUGGGUGUGGCACACUAAUGCUGACAUAUCUGAUGGAGAACCGAAAGCUGAACAACUUGCAGUUCGAUUUAAGAAUGCCGAAAUUGCACAAGAAUUUAAAGACAAGUUUGACAUGUGUAAAGAAGAGCUUGCGAGUUCUACUGCGAGUGGAGGAAGAAAUGAAGACGUAAAGGAGCACAACUUUAGCGUGGAUGCAACUGUCAGCAAUGACGCCUUAGAUACAAUUCUGAAGACACAAGAAGACAAAAGUGCUUCUCCUGGAAACGUUGACAGUACUACGGACGAUACAUUGGAUAAUAAGGGAACUCCGAGGAAUGUAGGAGAUAAUGAAGAGGAACAACGUGAAGCGUCACAGUCUCCUGGUGAAACAUCCAGUACCUUGGACGACGAGCAGACUAGUGACAGGAAACAACUAGUUGCAGGACUAAAGUCUUUACCUCUCAGCAGCUCUUCAAAGACACCAUCAAAAGAUUCACCACCAGAACAAGCCAAAGGAUCUUCAAGUAGCCAACGUAAAACAAGAACUUCCAGUUCUUCAGCGAAAUCAUUCUCAAGAGAAAUUCUUAGCAAUAUCGACCAACCCAGUCCGAGUACUGAACCUGUUAUGAGAGUAAACUUCAACUUCCAUUCUAUCGUUGCUGGUAAAGCCAUAUACACUGGGCUGAAAGAAGAGAAAGUUAACCCUCCAGACACAAAUAAAGAUGCAGAUAAAACUGAAAUCGUGAAAGAGCUCUUUCCUGACACAGAAGACAAAAAUAUUGGUAAAACAGAACGUGCAGUCGAGAAUGAAGAACCUGAAGGUGAUGCAGAAUCAAGUUCUGUUGUGGACGGUGGUGGUCCUGUUUUUACGUUUGGUUCCGGCGAUAUUUCAACACUAUCAUUUGCUUCUCUUGCUAACCAGUCAUGUGGUUUCACCAGUCAACCUAACGAGAAUAAAGGAUUUGUAGGUGGUGGUGGACAGCUAUUUAGUUCAAAUGAUGAAGAUGACCCUGAAAGAGAAGUUGAAGGAACUGAUUUCAAACCUAUUGUUUCAUUACCUGACAUUGUUGAACAGAAAACUGGAGAGGAAGAUGAAACUGUUGUUUACACUCAUCGUGCUAAAUUAUAUCGAUAUGACUUGGAUACAAAACAAUGGAAGGAACGUGGUGUUGGGGAUAUCAAAAUUUUACUUCAUAAUGAAACAAAGCGAUGUCGAGUGGUGAUGAGAAGAGCGCAGAUUCACAAACUUUGUGCCAAUCAUUAUAUGACAGCUGGUAUGGAACUGAAGGAGAAUGAAGGAUCAGAUCGAUCAUGGGUGUGGUCAGUGGACGCAGACUUUUCUGAUGGUGUUGCAAAGAACGAACUUCUCGCUGUUCGAUUUAAACAUCGCGAAGAUGCUGUGAUGUUUCGUGAUAAAUUUAUUGAAUGUCAAAAGAAGAAGGAAAUAAAAGCAAGUGAAUCAACAAGUAUUGAAGAAAGACCAAGCAAUGAAGUUGAUGAAGUUGUAAUUGUCUUCGAGAAAGUUCCAUCCCCGGAACAGAAGGAGCAAGCACAACUUUAUAAAUUGCCAGAAACAUUUUAUUGUUUUGAACAAGAUUCAGGAGACGAAGUUGAAACGAGCAGUGAUGAAGAUGAUGCCGUGGACGUUACUACACAAUCACAAGAAAGGUAAUUUUGAAGUAAUGUAUUUCAUGAGUUGAAUUCUUUAGAAUGUUGUUUUAAAAAACUUGUACAAAUUAAUGAUGUUCAUCAGAUAGUCUGAACAGCCCCUUUUAUUUUGCGAUUUCACUUGAAAAGAAUUUCCAGCAAAAGAAUAUAGGCUGGUCAAAACGUGGAUCAGUAAAAAUUUCCAGUUUACGACAAUAAACGUUACUAAAUGAAACAUUUUACACUUCAUAGUUCAUUGCAAAAAGGCAGUAUGUAUAGUACUUACUCAGUAAAUGCUCACAUUGAAUUUGGCCGUUUUCAGCGUUCCGGAAAAAGAUGACAGCUCUCCAGAAAAUGAAGAAACCACUCCAAUAUUCCAGUUUGGAUCGAAGGAAACGUCCACACUGUCAUUUUCUGAGCUGGCUCAACAAACAUCAGGUUUUCCAACGACACGCGAGGGAACGUGGAAAGGAUUUCUAGGUGGUGGUGGACAGCUAUUCAGUUCAAAUGAUGAAGAUGACCCUGAAAGAGAAGUUGAAGGAACUGAUUUCAAACCUAUUGUUUCAUUACCUGACAUUGCUGAACAGAAAACUGGAGAGGAAGAUGAAACUGUUGUUUACACUCAUCGUGCUAAAUUAUUUCGAUAUGACUUCGAUACAAAACAAUGGAAGGAACGUGGUGUUGGGGAUAUCAAAAUUUUACUUCAUAAUGAAACAAAGCGAUGUCGAGUAGUGAUGAGAAGAGAGCAGAUUCACAAACUCUGUGCCAAUCAUUAUAUAACAGCUGGUAUGGAACUGAAGGAGAAUGAAGGAUCAGAUCGAUCAUGGGUGUGGUCAGUGGACGCAGAUUUUGCAGAUGGUGGCCAAAAGAACGAACUUCUCGCUGUUCGAUUUAAACAUCGUGAAGAUGCUGUGAUGUUUCGUGAUAAAUUUAUUGGAUGUCAAGAGAAGAAUGAAAUAAAAGCAAAUGAAUCAACAAGUGUUGAAGAAAAACUAAGUGAUGAUGUUGACGAAGUUGUAAUUAUCUUUGAGAAAGUUCCAUCCCCAGAACAAAAAGAGCGAGCACAACUUUAUGAAUUGCCAGAAACAUUUUAUUGUUUUGAACAAGAUUUAGGAGACGAAGUUGAAACGAGCAGUGAUGAAGAUGAUGCCGUGGACGUUACUACACAAUCACAAGAAAGGUAGAACUAUUAUUUCUGUCGUUUUUCCGAGCUACAAAAUCAUAUUUGAUCGAAUAUGGGUGUGCACCUCAACCAAAUUUAAAUUUCGACCAAAAGCGGAUUUAGUCAGAAGGGAAUCCGGUUGGUCACUUGUUAAACGUCUCCUGCUGGAUUGGUAGAGGCAUAUAAUUGUUAAUGGAACGCACCCUGUAUUUAAAGAUUAAAUUUUAUGAAGUCUUGCCGUUUCAACUUUAGACAAGGGAAAAUCAGCUUUAGCCGAACAUGUAUGUUACACCAAACACGAGGUUGCGUGGGAAAACUCUAAAGUAAUUACCACAAACAAUCGCUAUAGUCAAAUACUUUGCCUAGAAGCGUGGCAUAUAAAUAUGAGUAAUCAUGCUUUGAAUAGGGAUGACGGUGCCUAUUUGCCAGAGGAAUAUAUGCAUCUCAUUGGCAGGUGACGUCAUCCCUUGGGUAUUUAAGAAGCCACGAUUGCAUCUUUAGAUCACCCCUGAUGAAGACACUAGACUGGAGUGUCGAAACAUUGGGUCUUGAUUACAAUUCGACUGGGCUUUGUAAUCAUUUAUUUAAACCAGAGUAGCGAGCGAAACAUGAUUGAUAUACCUGGUUGCAGUGAACGAACAAACUUUAAGUCUUGACAUACUAGCAUCUUUAUUAGCCCUUUUAUGUAUGUAACAAAUAUUUCAUCAGUGUUCUCGAGAAGUAAAUCUGUUAUCCUUUUUUCCAAAUAAAACUGAGUUAUCCGGUUCCAACUAUGCCCAGUUAAAAGUUCCGAUCAGAACCAAGUUCAGGUGCAUCCCUAUAAUCGAACAAGACAUACUUCCCGAGACCCUGUUUGAAACCGAAAAAAAAAAUUAUCAUAGAAUUGUCAACAAAAUUAUCAUGUUAUUUCUGGAAGGUAAGCUUUUUUUACAACUUGCUGCUGUGCUGGUGCAGAGAUAGCAAAAACCGUCCAGGAGCAGGAAUACUGGCGACUCCUGAAUAAUUGAUGUUGGAAAACAAACAAAGACUAAGUUACUGAAUACUGUACAAAAGUUUUAUAGCGACUGAAAUGUUACGGUUUUGUUGAUUGUGCAUGGCAGUUACGGUAACUCUACAGCAACGAAUUACGUAGUGCUAUGCUCAAAUGCUACACCAGAACUGCGAACCGCAGGUUCAAAUCAGAACCAAUAUUUUCAUGCAUUUUUCUUAGCUGCUCUCUGUAGGUUUAAUGUGAACCUCCCAUGUUCGUGUUUACCUUCCACGAAAGAUGAUUACAAUAAAACACGUGCUUGUUUUGGGGACUUUCCUCUGUACCGGCUCCAAUUGAAUGUAAACAAUUGUACCGUCGAUUGCAAAGGAUAAUAUUAUGCCAUCUCAAUUAUAGUCCAGUCUUUGUUUACAUCGAAAAUAUUUUUUUCAGCGUUCCGGAAAAAGACGACAGCUCUCUAGAAAAUGAAGAAAACACUCCAAUAUUCCAGUUUGGGUCGAAGGAAACGUCCACACUGUCAUUUGCUGAACUGGCUGAACAAACAUCAGGUUUUCCAACGACAAGCGAGGGAACGUGGAAAGGAUUUCUAGGUGGUGGUGGACAGCUAUUUAGUUCAAAUGAUGAAGAUGACCCCGAAAGAGAAGUUGAAGGAGCUGAUUUCAAACCUAUUGUUUCAUUACCUGACAUUGUUGAACAGAAAACUGGAGAGGAAGAUGAAACUGUUGUUUACACUCAUCGUGCUAAAUUAUAUCGAUAUGACUCGGAUACAAAACAAUGGAAGGAACGUGGUGUUGGGGAUAUCAAAAUUUUACUUCAUAAUGAAACAAAGCGAUGUCGAGUAGUAAUGAGAAGAGAGCAGAUUCACAAACUUUGUGCCAAUCAUUAUAUAACAGCUGGUAUGGAACUGAAGGAGAAUGAAGGAUCAGAUCGAUCAUGGGUGUGGUCAGUGGACGCAGACUUUUCUGAUGGUGUGGCAAAGAACGAACUUCUCGCUGUUCGAUUUAAACAUCGUGAAGAUGCUCUGAUGUUUCGUGAUAAAUUUAUUGAAUGUCAAGACAAAAAUGAAAUAAAAGCAAGUGAAUCAACAAGUGUUGAAGAAAAGCCAAGCAAUGAUGUAGAUGAAGUUGUAAUUGUCUUCGAGAAAGUUCCAUCCCCAAAACAGAAGGAGCAAGCACAACUUUAUGAAUUGCCACAAACAUUUUAUUGUUCUGAGGAGGCGGCUAAUGUUAAGUUGGUCGAAGGUGAUAUACAAGAAAAAUCCAAGGAGAAGGGUGCAGGAAAUGUCUCAGAAUCCUUCCAAGAUAAAGAAGAAGAUCGAGGAUACAGCGAUGAUGAGUCAAGUGUUCAGUCGCAAGACUUCAUCACACCACCAGAAAGUUAUCCUGAAGGAGCAGAAUCUGCCAGCCAACCAAGAUAUAAACUCAAUGUUGUCGAUGAAAGGUUUGUAGUUUAGCCAUUAUAAAGUCAACUACAUUUAAGUAAAUGUACAUUAUGAAAAUAAGCGUUCGAAAUUGGGAAGUAAUCUUUGAAAUUUUUGAAAGCUUGCUCUGCGUACCAUAUUUAAAUAGAUGUGAUCAAACGUUACCUACUUACUAAUUUUGAGAUGCUACUUCCAUUGGUUCCCUAUAUUACCUUUCUAACAUGCGGUCCCAGUCUCUUUAUUAAUUUCGCCAUGCCAUGUGUCCCAUUCAACGACUGCAAUAUCUUCGACAUUCCCACCGUGCUCAAGGCAAACUUUUCAGCUUGCCCGGUGUGGAUGCGCACUCAGAGUAACACCGCAAACAUAAUCUGAUCUCAACACAAUUUCUCGUGGAAACAAUCAUAUCCCCCCAUUCCCACUUUUGAGAGGUUCAGAUUUGAUUUCCUCUACCACUACUGAUUGGUUAAUUGGAUAUAUCAAACGCAUCUGAUUGGUUAAUUGGAUAUAACGGAUCUGAUUCUGACUCGUCCCCAGUCGUUUCUGUGUUACUCUGUUUAAAGCGCGGGCGGAAUACUCUGUUUCAAGCGCUUAAGCGCGGGCGGAAGCAGGAAAGAUGGCGGUGGAAGCAGAAAAGAUGCCCUUGCUACCUUUCCUGCUUCCGCCCGCGCUUGAAACACAGAGACGACUGGGGACGAGUCAGCAUCUGAUUGGUUAAUGAUCUCUUUAAAUGGCAGCAGUAGUAGAAGUCAAAUCUGAAUCUCUCUGAUGUCGAUUUCACAACAUUAGGAAAUAAUGUAGUCGCAUUCUUGAAUGUUUUUUACGCGAAAACAAAACGUUAUUUUGGACCAGAGGAGGUAUGCGCGGUUUAGGCAGUUACUCCAGGUUUAUUCCAUUUCUUCUGAUUCUAACACGUCAAGUAUUUUAGCCGCCAUUUCAAACCAUUAUUUGUUGAAACCGUACCUCGCACUUUUUAUUAGACAGCUUUAAAUUUGACUGUGAAUGCACACGUAAAAAUCGUUCACAACAGGCAUUACAGGCUUGUAACAAACUUGUCAACAAGUUGUAACAAUGUUGUUAUUUUAUCAAGUUGCUACAAGGUUGUCACUCCCAGCUUGUUGACAAGGAGCUGUUGAGCUCAACAAGCCGCUGACAACUUGUCAACAAGCAGUGCGAACACAUCCUGUUGACAAGUUGUUGGAACAGCAUGGCUACAAGUGCUGCAGGCAUGUUACAACUUGUGCGUGUUGUGUACUUGGCUGUCUCGCCAUAUUUUUCAGUUGUCAUCACUAGCAAGCAGGCAGUAACGAUAGUAAAGUAUGGCAUAGAACGGUUUAUGGCGUUGGUAACCAGGAAAUGAAGAAUUUUGUACUCGUACUCAAAUCCCAAGUGCUCUAUCUCUAUUGUCUUGCUGUGUAUUUUUACUAAAGAUACGUAAACAUUUGAUUUUAGUCCAUCAGAUGUGCCAGACGACAGCAUCCUAACACUACAAGACAGUUCUUCCACAACCACUUAUGCACAUUCCUUCGUGUUUGGCUCGCAAGACAUCUCAUCAUUAUCAUUCAGUGCGCUAGCUGGUAAAACCGCUGGAUUCAAGUCAUCUCCAAAUAAGGAAUUUACUGGAGCUGGUUCACAGUUGUUUGUUCAAGAAAAUACUCAAGAGGACGACGAUCCAGAACGUGAGGUCAGCAGUAUUGAUUUCAAACCAAUUGUCCAACUUGAGAAGAUUGAACAGUCGAGUGGUGAAGAGAAUGAAAUCAACAUUUACACACAACGUACGAAAUUAUAUCGUUAUGAUAAAGAUACUGCUCAAUGGAAAGAACGAGGUGUGGGGAAUUUAAAACUUCUCAAACAUAAAAUAACUGGACAAGUUCGAGUGUUAAUGAGACGAGAUCAAAUUUUCAAAGUUUGUGCUAAUCAUUUCUUGACUGCUGAUAUGGAACUUAAAGCAAACGCAGGUUCAGAUCGUUCAUGGGUGUGGCACACUAACGCUGACAUAUCUGAUGGAGAACCGAAAGCUGAACAACUUGCAGUUCGAUUUAAGAAUGCCGAAAUUGCACAAGAAUUUAAAGACAAGUUUGACAUGUGUAAAGAAGAGUUGAAAAACAUCCAAAGAAAAGAUGAUGAUAAUGCCGACGAGAAACAAAGGUAGUUGAAAAUUUUCACAAACUUAUAGUAGUUUCAUUAUUUAUAGUUAUCUUUCUUUUGAUAAACUUAUAUCAGUUUUCUAAUACCUAGCUAUUUUUCUUUUGACAACUUAGUAUUGUAAUAUCUGGUUACUUCACAGUAUUAUUAGUAUUGAACUUUCUCGUACUUCGUAUAAAUAAAUGUAUAUCUCAUUACUGGAAUGUCUAAGAAAAUAUUAUCUGGAAUUUUGUCUCUAAGAAAAAAAUUUAUCUGGAAUUUUGUCACGGACCUUUUAUACUUUUUGAUAUGUUCUUAACCCUAUUGGUGAGGAUUUCUUACUAACAAAUAAAUACGCUUGGCCUUACCCAGAUGAACGCCGCUGUUAUGAUACUGUCCAGCGUGUAUCGUCCAAAACAUCGUCUUUUCACAGCGCUGUCAUUAGAACACUGUCGCGAAGUUUGGUGACGGUCUUCUGUAUCUUGACUAGAUCCUCCUAGGUCUUCUGUAUCUUGACUAGAUCCUCCUAGGUCUUCUGUAUCUUGACUAGAUCCUCCUAGGUCUUCUGUAUCUUGACUAGAUCCUCCUUGGUCUUCUGUUUCUUGACUAGUCCUCCUAUGUGAUUUAUCUGCAUAGUUCAAACAGCGAGUUACAGUUAUACUUUCAAAUAAUUUGAAUGCUCUCUCACAAAGGGCUCUUGCUUGAAACAUCGUCAUUGGAUAUUUCUUUUUUGACUCUUGUUCUGUUUGUGAAAUGAGUACGCAGAGUUCGUACAAAGAGAUCUUACUUUCGAACAAAGCUAAAUACUCUCUGUUCAAGGCCUUUGCGCGAAACAUCAGACGUUCUUCCUUAUGUUCAUACACAGAAUGUCAAUAUUUUUCGUCUUGAUAGCGGGCUUGAAAUUGGCUAUAUAUAUACAUUUUCAGUAUCCAGUGCAAUUAUUGGCAUAGCAUAUGCCUGGUAAUGGCCAUGGUUUUAUACUUCGGAUCUGGAAAAAAAUUAUGGCUUCUUGGUUGCACUAUACGUUUCACGUGAACUGCACUACCUGCACAUCAAUCUGAUGAAUUUGUUAACCUCUUUUUGUAUAGUGUGUACGAGACUAAGCUUGGUGCUUUUAGAUUAACCGCAAACGAAAAUAGUGAUACAACUUGUACGUCUAUGCUGAACGUUACUUUGAAGAAAGAAAAGUCGGUUUUACCAAUUACGGCAGAGCUUUACAGCAGUAGUGUAGCAGGUCACGGAGAUGUGAUGGACAAACCAGAAAGAGAAUUUCAGAAAUCCGAAGGAAAUGGGAAGAAGUUAUUGGCGACCCUUCAUACAAGAGAAACACGCCAAAUAUCAUCUCCAAUAUCUCGGUUCUACACAGAGUACCUUCCUCGUUUGGCAAAGCAAUAUCUUGAAGAAAGCAAUCGUGAUAUACAAGCGCUCUUUGGUCGAGAUGCUGAAGUCUACUUCUUUGACGAGCAGCAAGAUGAUUGGCGUGAGAGAGGAUAUGGCACUCUACAGAUAUUACACUAUGACAACGAGUACCACAUAUUUAUGUCAGAUCAAGCCAGAAUAUGCGUAGCUCAUCAGAUCACUCCCUCGAUGGAUCUGAAGCCUAAUGCAGGAUCUGAUCGUUCCUGGGUGUGGUUUACCUUGGCAGAUCACAGCGAUGUUGAAGUUGUUGAGCGUGAACUUGCAGCUGAGUUCCAAUCUGUUGAACAUUCGUUUGAAUUCAAGAAAAUAUUUGAUCAAUGUCGUGAUUCCUGUGGUGUCCCUCAUGAAGGUCAUGUACACGCUAUGGCUGCAAGUUUUGACUCAAACGCACACAAACUACCAUCACAUCAUGGUGUGACCCCUCUGGCUGAAGGCUUUGACUCACACAAACUACCAUCACAUCAUGGUAUGAACCCUCUGGCUGAAGGCUUUGACUCACACAAACUACCAUCACAUCAUGGUGUGACCCCUCUGGCUGAAGGCUUUGACUCACACAAAGUAGCAUCACAUCAUGGUAUGAACCCUCUGGCUGAAGGCUUUGACUCGCACAAACUACCAUCACAUCAUGGUGUGACCCCUCUGGCUGAAGGCUUUGACUCGCACAAAGUAGCAUCACAUCAUGGUAUGAACCCUCUGGCUGAAGGCUUUGACUCACACAAACUACCAUCACAUGAUGUGACCUCUCCGAAGGCUGGUCUCUGGCGCAUUUGUACUAGUUGUAAAGUUGAGAAUAGUGUGGAAAAUACGUCGUGCCUCGUAUGCGGUAAGCAUUUUACGGCGGGAGAUCUUCCAGUAGUAGAGUCCAUAAAACCUCGAAAUGAAAUCAAGCCAUCCUCUGCACGUAAGUUCAAGAAGCCAAUACCAACUCCCAAAGAUAUUGUAGCAAGAGAGGCAACAGUUAAACAAGAGAAAUACAAGCCAGUCACUCAUUGGUGGAAGUGUAUGACCUGUGGUGUGGUAAACAACAUGCAAAAUUCACAUUGUCUUGUGUGCUCUAGUCCUAAACGUCCUGAAAUAUUGAGUUGUUCUCCUGAAAUUACUGCGAUGUUGGAUGAGAUCUCGAAGAAAUGAUGUAGAUUGCUAACACAUGUUGUGAGAUCAGACAUUUUCCAUUGUGUUUCCAUUGUGUAAUAAUUGUAUAACCUUUUGGAACGUAUUGCGGUAGGUUUAGUAUUGUUGUGUUGUAAAAUAUUGAUUACUUUUUAGUCAUAAACUAUAGCUGUGUGAUUCGUGUGUACUCGUAAUGUACGUGUGUUAAGUAUAUAUGCUGUACCUUCACGAGGCAAUAAUUGCUGCAACUUACAAUGCCAUUUCGGAUUCAGAGCCAUCUAAACUGUAGUCAAAGAUAAUUUGUUCUUUUUCUACAAAGUUUUUAAAUACAGG
Messenger RNA from Paramuricea clavata, 38107 nucleotides. The record is from the annotation of a GenBank genome assembly. Lineage: Eukaryota; Metazoa; Cnidaria; Anthozoa; Malacalcyonacea; Plexauridae.